Endocarpon pusillum Z07020 is the source of this 366-nucleotide messenger RNA. RefSeq lists its product as uncharacterized. The coding region runs from base 1 to 366 and encodes 121 amino acids. Gene Ontology annotation, molecular function: protein binding. The transcript has a single exon. The record is from RefSeq and is a predicted model, not a curated record. Lineage: Eukaryota; Fungi; Ascomycota; Eurotiomycetes; Verrucariales; Verrucariaceae.
AUGAAGCCUCAACAAGGUCAGGCAAGUGGUGAUCAACUUCGUCCCAGCCCAAUUGCAGAUUUCAGGUUCCACAAAAAGCCCAUCACAUCAAUUGAAUGGCACCCAACAGACAACUCUGUGGUAGCGUUGGCCUGUGCUGACAACACUGCCACACUGUGGGAUCUGUCUGUUGAACUUGAUGAUGAGGAGUACAGUAAAGAGUCCGGUUUGGGACUUGGGGAAGGUGACGAAAAAGUGCCUCCGCAGUUGCUUUUCAUCCAUCACGUGGAGGACGGUAAAGAGAUCCACUGGCAUCCGCAAAUGCCUGGGUCAUUGAUGGUGACGGGUGGCAAUGGCUUUGGUGUCUUUAAAACCAUCAGCGUUUGA